CAUAUUCACGUACCCGGAAGUACUCCAGGUGGCAGUGCAGUGAGUGUAGCCUGCCGUAGUUCUUUGCCUGUCAAAAAGAAACAUUCUGAUAUUAUGUUGACAUUUUGUUUGGACGUCUUUAACUAGAACCACAGGGUCGGAGUCAAAUAACGAAACGAAUUGUUCAUCAUCCAGCGUUUCAUCCAACAUCUGAACUCCAAUGUCUUCUGGGUGUCCACCCCAGUCACCUGCUGUGGCAAAGUCUGAAAUAGCAAUCGAUGGAGAAUGCCCACUGCUGGCUGCCACCUUUGCCUACUGGGACAAUAUCCUAGGGCCACGUGUGCAUCAUAUUUGGGCAUCAAAGGGUGAUCAGGGGAUGUUUCUUAGUGAUGGCGAUGUAACUUUCUUGGCCAAUCACACACUCAAUGGAGAGAUUCUGCGUAGUGCAGAGUGUGGAGCAGUGGAUGUCAAGUUUUUUGUCUUAGCAGAGAAGGGUGUCAUCAUUGUGUCACUCAUCUUCGAUGGUGUACUAAAGGGGGACAAGAACACCUGUGCCUUGUCUAUUAUUUUGCCACAGACCGAACUGGCCUUUUACUUACCUUUGCACACCAUCUGCGUAGAAAGGCUAAAGCAUGCUAUUCGCAGGGGGCGCAUUUGGAUGCAGAAGGGCUACAACAUUGUUGCUGUGCUGAGCUUGGAGAUUGUCCCAAUUAUGGAGCUUCUUGCCUCCAUGAAGACACACAGCGUUCCUGAAGACAUUGACAUAAAAGACACCGUGCUAAAUGAUGAUGACAUUGGGGACAGCUGCCAUGAGGAUUUCCUCCACAAGUCCAUCAGCUCACAUUUCCAGACUUGUGGAUGUUCAAUAGUGGUUGGAAGCAACCCAGAGAAAGUAAACAAGAUCGUGCGGACGCUCUGCCUUUUCCUUACUGCUGCUGAGAAGAAAUGCUCUCGCCUUUGCAAGGUGGACUCAUCCUUCAAAUAUGACACAGGCCUGUUUGUUCAAGGUCUGCUAAAGGACUCAACUGGUAGCUUUGUACUACCCUUCCGCCAAGUGCUCUACUCCCCUUACCCGACCACACACAUCGAUGUUGACAUAAACACUGUCAAGCAAAUGCCGCCCUGUCACGAGCAUACGUACAACCAGCGCCGCUAUAUGCGCUCUGAGCUUAAUACUCUUUGGAAGACUGACAGUGAAGAGGACAUACCUCCGGACACAGUCAUACCCACCGAUGGCACUUUUACUCCUGACUUGAAUAUAUUUCAAGAUGUCAUGCAUAGAGAUACUCUGGUCAAGUCAUUUAUAGAUGAGGUGUUCAUGUUAAAGCCCAGCAUGUCCUUGCGGAGUACCUAUCUGGCUCAGUUCCUGCUGCUGCUCCACAGGAAGGCCCUCACACUGCUGAAAUACAUUGAGGAUGAAACUCAAAAGGGGAAGAAGCCUUUCCAGACCUUGCGUAAUUUAAAGAAUGACCUGAAUCUGACGGUGGAAGGAGACCUGAACAUUGUUAUGGCCUUUGCUGAAAAGCUGAGGGCAGGGUUGCACUCAUUUGUGUUUGGAAAGUCAUUCUAUACUAGCAUGCAAGAGCGAGACAUCCUUAUGAACUUCUGAUUAUGUUCUUCACCUGCUCUCCAGCUCCAUCAGGCUUGUCCACAAUGGCCAGCACCUCAGCAUAUUUAAAAAAACCCAAAAACAAUCAUUACUAGAAGUUAUUUAAAAUUGUUUUGUAGUGUGUAACAUACACAAAGCUAAGAUAUUGUUUUACCUGCAUUAUAUUAGAGAAUGUAUGUACAGAUUGCACCAAAGUGGCCCCCAUCCUUCAAUUGUUAGACAUGUUUUACUAUAUUUUUAUUGUUACAGGAGUACAUCAAUAUGUGUUUUUCAUUCCCAUGAUUACUGUUUUUCCUUCUUUUGUGUCUACUGCUUCACAAGGUAUCAUUUCAAGUAUUUACUGUUUCAAUGAGCCAAUCAAACAAAGUUUAUUACAGUUCACUUAUCUGCUGUUUUGUCAUUUCAGUGUUAUGAGAAGACUUGAGAUAUGUUAUGUGCCUGGAUGAUUUAUCACAAGUGCGCUUCAAUGAACAAGAAUAAUUUAUAUGAUUUUUAGUAGUUCCAUUAAGAUAAAGAGACCAGGCCAAUAACUUUUUUGCGGUUCUUUUUUUUAAAUUAAUGUGUGAACCAGUAGUUUUUUACUUUUUACUACAAAACUACUGAAAUAAAUCAGCUUUAAAAAAUAUAAUUGAUUCAGAUCCACCUGCUUGUCAUUGAAAUUGUCUCUGGAACUCACCAGGAUGUGGCAUUUGAUAUAAAUGUCAAAGUAUUUACUCUUCCUUUGUUGUUUGAUUGUUUUUGUGGACUGUGAAGCAAAACCCUGAUAAAUGGAAUGCUGUUUUGAAAUUGAGUAAUUGCCGUCUGCUAAUUAGAAGAUGAAAAGUCAAUUGACAAUAAUAUACUUGAAUUAUCCUCAAGUAUGUGUAUUGCACCAAAUGUUGAAGGCAAUAAAUGUGAAAGAAACUUGUAACAAGGA
Nerophis lumbriciformis (worm pipefish) is the source of this 2504-nucleotide messenger RNA. It is a transcript of the gene c9orf72, whose product is annotated as C9orf72-SMCR8 complex subunit. Gene Ontology annotation, molecular function: guanyl-nucleotide exchange factor activity. Gene Ontology annotation, biological process: endocytosis; autophagy. The record is from RefSeq and is a predicted model, not a curated record. Lineage: Eukaryota; Metazoa; Chordata; Actinopteri; Syngnathiformes; Syngnathidae. Gene Ontology annotation, cellular component: endosome; autophagosome.